AUGGGGAGGCCGCGGCAGCGGCGCCGGGCCCUGCUCUGCGCCGCGGGGCUGCUGAGCCUGGCCGGGGCGCUGGGGGCGGCGGCGGCGCUGGGCGCCCCGCGCUGGGUGCGGGCCGCCCCGCUCUGCCGCACCGGCGCCCUGCUGGUCAACGCCUCCGGGCCCGAGCUCCGGCAGUUCCUGGGCGAGCUGCGCUACGGGCUCUUCCAGGGCCAGCGCCUGCGGCAGUGCGGCCUCGGCGGCCGGCCCCUGCGCUUCGCCUUCUUCCCGGACUUGCUGAGAGUCAUCCCCGCGAGCAUCCACGUGAGCGUCGUCGUCUUCUGCGCAGCGCUGGUGGCGGUCGCCCUCGUGGGGACGGGCUUCUUUCUGUACAACGCUUUCGGCAGCCCCUACGAGACGCUGCACGGCCCCGCGGGGCUCUACUUCUGGAGCGCCGUCUGCUGUUCCUGCGGGUGUCUCAUCCUGGUCCUCUUCUCGGCGGAGGUGAAGGUCCACCACCUUUCCGAGAAGAUUGCGAAUUUCAAGGAGGAAAGUUUUACUUUCAAAACUCACAGCGAACAGUUUGCCAGUUCGUUCUGGAUCGUCCUCGUUUGCUCCCUGCUGCAUUUCCUGAACAUCAUCCUAAUACGUUUUGCUGGAUUUGAAUUUCCUUUUUCAAAACCCAAAGAUUCGGGGACAGCUACGGGAGCAGCUGACCUGAUGUAUUAAACCUGCGUACUUCUGAAAACAUUUGAAGCAAAGGGGUUCAUCACUACCUCCUUCAACAACCAUGAAGUGUGGUGACUUCUAAAUGCUCAGUUCUGAAGGUAAUAAAAAAGAUUUCAAAUAAAUGUCAAUAUGACAUAGGCAAUAAAAGGAAGGAAAAAAGACAAAAAAAUGAAAGGAAGGAAAAAAGAAACGAAGUAAAAGAGGCAAAAAAAUGAAAGGAAUAAAAAAGGCAAAAAAUAAGAGGAAGGCAGCCGCGGUGUUUAACGACGCCAAGAUCCACCUGGCCCUGCUCCCGUGGGCUCCGACCCCCUCGUGCCGCCGCGGCGGUGGGGCCCGCGAGCGGUGCCGCGCCCAGGGCCGAGCCGCGGCCCCAAAAGCUUUCCUUAAUUAUCCUCCUAACUAAUAUGCAUAUUCUUAAUUAAUGUGGCUGUAUCUUCUUAACAAGUAAUUUGCGUUGCGUUUUGUGCUGGGGUGUGCUCUACAGCCAGCAAGCAGCGCUGGUGUCCGUGCCCGCCGCCCCCGCUGGCUCGGGGGCCGGCAGCCUGCCCGCCCCACUGCCGCAGCGGGGCCUGGAAACCGCUCGCCGGGAAGGUGCAUUUUGCGUUCCCCCACCGGCUUUUCCGCUGCUCCACCAGGUUCUCCUAGGGGAGGGAUUACUCAUCCGGACACGCAGCACCGCAGACAGCGAUUUAUUCCUUACGCUCCUCCUUCAAGAAACAUGGAUUUUUCUUCAGAUAUUUUCAAGGAACAUUUUCUUAACCUGAAUCAAAGGAACAGAAUAGCCCCAGAGAAGUUAAACUUCCUGCCUAAAAGCAAUGGUUCUCGUGGUCGCUUUCAGAAUGGAGGAAACACUACUGAAGGAAGGAGGGGGAAAGGCAGAGCGGGACGGGAAGCUGCCCCGUCCGAGGCUGGCGAGCGCCGCGGCUCGCUGCCGGCGCGCAGACGAGCCGGCGCUCCUGCACGCCGCAAGCACGAGCUUCUGCCGGAGCGAUCCCUAACUACAGCGCCAAAAAGGACCCAAGUCAAGCACGCAGGUGCAGAUGCACCAGCUUAACGCAGACGCGUCCAAGUCUCGUGCCCCCAGUAGCUCAUAGGUAGGAUGAUAACACAGGGACAUAACAUAUAUAUAUGAAAUUAAACACCACACACCUUUUAAACAAACUGUUUGAAGUUAAAAGAUACCAAGGUUACCGAAGGCUGUUUUCAGCGGAAAUCGCGCUAGUUACUGUGAGUUUUUUAAGGCUGCGGAAGGGACAGUAAAGACGACACCAGUUCUUGGGGGCUCCUUUCCAGGCCAGCUGCGGAAAGCACGGCCCGCGGGUGCCAGAGGGACCACGCCGCGGAGGGGCCGGGGGAGCACAGCCCCUCCGCGGGCUGCGUCCUGCCCGGCGCCUCCCGCCGGCCCCGGCAGCCCGGCCGGACGCAGCCACAGCAGUCC
This is a messenger RNA of Rhea pennata, 2143 nucleotides long. RefSeq names its product clarin 1 (gene CLRN1). The record is from RefSeq and is a predicted model, not a curated record. The transcript is spliced from 3 exons. The coding region runs from base 1 to 705 and encodes 234 amino acids. Lineage: Eukaryota; Metazoa; Chordata; Aves; Rheiformes; Rheidae. Gene Ontology annotation, biological process: equilibrioception; sensory perception of sound.